This is a messenger RNA of Harmonia axyridis, 3512 nucleotides long. RefSeq lists its product as uncharacterized. The record is from RefSeq and is a predicted model, not a curated record. NCBI's taxonomy places the organism in Eukaryota, Metazoa, Arthropoda, Insecta, Coleoptera, Coccinellidae. The transcript is spliced from 9 exons. Gene Ontology annotation, cellular component: pericentric heterochromatin. The coding region runs from base 237 to 3260 and encodes 1007 amino acids. Gene Ontology annotation, molecular function: chromatin binding. Gene Ontology annotation, biological process: chromatin organization; negative regulation of transcription by RNA polymerase II.
GUGACAGCCGUAUAAAGUGUAAACAUAUUUCAAGAAUUUCUUGUAUUCUCUAAAGGUUAAAAUAGUUUAAUUGAUUUUACUGACAUUAAGUUUUCUGAAUAUGCUUUAAGUAUAUUUUCCUUAUUAUUUUCAUGUGUUCACAGAAAGUUUCUGUUGACAUUCUGUCACAGAGUAUCAGCCAUUUUGUAGGCUUCGUUCCUAUAAUUCAUGUGGAGGGUUAACUUAAUAAAGAGAAAAUGGAAGAAGGGUUGGCAGACCCUCUCAGUUUAGCUAAGGAUGCUUCUUUGAUUAAAGAAGCCCAGGCUGUAUAUGGAAAGUUGGAUGUUCUUAUCUGUGGCAUCUGCCACACAGUUUUUCAUUUUAUUGAAGAAUAUAAUACCCAUAAAAGCAACAAUUGCCAAGAAUCUGCAGUUUCCAAACAAUGUGAGAAUGAUGAUAAAGCUGUUACCUGGGCGUUUUGCCUAUGGAAAAGUAGAGAGAUGAAAGAACAGGAUAUCGGAAUGUGGCCGAUGUAUCAAAAGUGGCACAAAUUACCUCAAGAAGAGAAAGAUUUAUGGAUUGCUGGUGGUCAGACUAUUCUCAGUCUUAAUAAGAUUCGUGUAGCUAAAAUGCAAGAAGUCAAAUUCAAAGUGAAACGAGAAGAGGAGAAAGAUCCAUUAGCGCUCACAGAAAAUGAAGAAAAUCCAGAUGAAAAAGAUUUAAAAAAUAAUUCGAAUAAAUCAGUAUUGUCAAAAUCUCCAAAGAUUAAUGAUAUAUCAAACACAGAAAAGGAAACAACUAAAGAAGAACUAAAUGAGUAUGUUGUUGAAUCCAUUGUAGGAAAAAGGUUCAAUGCCAGGAAAAAGACCUGGGAAUAUAAGGUUAAAUGGGAAAAUUGGGAUGAAUCUCAAUGUUCGUGGGAGCCUAUGGAGCAUUUGUCUGGAUGCAAAGCAUUAAUUAAUGUCUUCGAAGACAAAUUGAAAAUGGAAAAAGAAAGAAAAAAAUUAGCAGAACAAGCAGUUAAGCUGGCAAAAGUGAAGACUGAAGUGAAAACUGAUGAUGAAUCUGUAGAUUACGGAACUGGAAGGCGUCCUCAAAGGAGCAGUAAGAAAAAGGCUCUACAUCAAGUCAAAAGAUGGUUGGGAGAAGGAGGAUCUGAUAAUGAUGAUUCCAAAGACAGUAGAAAAAGAUUACACAUGGACGAUGAUAGUGACGAUAUGUCAUUUGAAAAAAGAAUGAAAUUAGAAGAAGAUUCGGACGAUAGUUUAGAUGACGAAGAUGAUGACAGGCCAAGGAAAUCUUUGUUGAAGCAAAAUAGUUCUAAUGGAUUGGGAGGAAAGAAAAUACCAAACAAUGUUUUGAUACCAGACGCUCAAGGUGUAGUGAGAAUAAAUCAAAAGCAACUGCCCUCAUUAAGUUCAGGUGUAUAUAUUAUGUCAAAAACUGCUGGGAUCAUCAAGCUGGAUUCUAAAACAUCGAAAAUAGCGGCAAGUGGUGGACAGGCUGUUGUUAAAGUAGCUCCGAGAAUAGGACAAACGCACAUAAGAAUAGUCAAGAAGGAUGGGGCCACUGCCAAUAGAAUUAUUCAAAUGACCCCAAAAUCAAAAACAGCUGGGUCUGGAACUCCAAGGCCAGUGGUGGCCCACAAAGUAACAAAGCUGGUUAGAAAUCCAACUUCAAAAAUAAAGUCUGAUUCUAAAGCUGAUGAGAAGAAAAACACAAAUUCUUUAGGUGAAAUGGACGAUAUGAGAGAAUCCCAAUCUGCUGCAGAUGAUGAUUCAGACUCGGGACUCCCUGAACUAGAGUUUCCAGCCGAAAUCAUUCCUCCAGAACCGGAAGAACCUCCAGGAGAAUUUACACUUGAUCCAACUACUGGAAAAAUAGCGGGUGUGGAAUAUCCAGAAAACGAGCUUGAGCAUGGAACAACGACAGAAGAUAACAAAGAAAAUUCCGAGAAUACUUUGGAUAAUAUUGUAAAGUUGGCAGCAGCUGAUAUUACUGAAGCCGACCUGAAACCCGAUUUGGGUGAGAAUAUAAUCGAGACGAAUCCUGAUCUGCAAGGAACAUCUCAAACUAUAUUGAAUUUAGAAGAGAAGAAGCCUGAAAUGCAUAGACUAGAAGUGAUGAGAGCUCGGAAAGAGCCCCCUCCUAUGAGUAAAAUACAACAAAAAUUCGUUAUUUCUCCUAACAUAAGAAGCUCAAAUAUAUUAGAAAGAACAUUACAAACUCCACGAACGGUAGCAAAAACAUCUGCCAGCUAUUCAAGACAGGUAUACACGAAAUCGCCCCAAAGGAUAAUUAAUUCGGCUAUGACUCCUAAAUUAACAUCUCCCUUGGUGCGAACAGUGGUACGUAGUUCAUACACUACUAAACCUAAGUCUGUAUUCCCCAAACAGAGGGUUUACAUGUCGGCUCCUAGUAAUAAAUUCAGUGAAAGUAUAAUCAAACAGCCCUAUCCUCAGAAAUCAAAUGUCAAUAAAAGAGUUGGUAAUAUUGGUGGUACUACAAUAUAUAAGCGAUCCUCACAGCAGAAUAAAAUGUCUGCCAAUCCUAAAGUAUUUCCAAGGACGAAUGUGGUAAGAAAACCGUCACCCCUUGUUCGGACAGUCGUUCAAAAAAGUCCUAAGCCUGUUAUCAAUAUGCCAUCAUUGAUGGAUGACGAUUUACCAAUGCAACCUGUUAAUGACAACAUGCAAAUGGUUCAGAAGGUAGAAAUGACACCACAAGAUACACCAGAACCUGCAAUGACAGUUGCAUCAUCGGCUUCCACUGCAGAAGCAGAUAUUUCUUCAUUUACUGCUUUAGGAGAUGGAGAAGCUCCCAUAUUCAUUACAGGAGAUGAUGGAACUGUCUAUCAAGUAGCAGGACAAAACGAACAAGGACAAACGAUACUCAUUACACAAGGACCAGAUGGGCAGCAGCAAUGUUUGUUGGUUACAAGCGAGAGUGCUGGUCCUGAUGAAAAUCAGGAGGCUCAAGAAGAAGCAACAACUCCUCAAGUUGCAACUAUGACUGAGGGUGGUGAGUUGCCUAUACAGCAGACUGAAGGUAUCGUGGACGAGAGCAGUGCUAUUGAAGAAACACAGACCAGUGCUCAAGAACCUCUUACUGUUAAAACUGAGCCAGACUCGACUUCUGAAGUUGUUGCACAAUUCGUUAGAGCAGUACCACCUAGUCCAGGAGGAACUCCGAAAGUCAUGGUGAUGCUACCUGAUGGUAAUCUUGUAGUAACACCUGUAACAGCUGAAGAGUAUGCAAGUUGGCAGGAGUUGGAAAAGUAGUAGUUAUCAUUUUAUAUGUAAUGUUAUUAUGAUGUAAGAUAUUAAUAGUUUGUGAGCGAUGCCUGGAGUAAUCUUCUUCUAUUGGAUAGUUUAUUUAUUAUAAAAAUCUGUUUCAUCUUUUAAUUUUCUUUGGAAUAAAUUUGCAUUUAUGUAAUUCAUAAAAAUGCAAUAUUUUUCAAAAAACAUGUAUAUAUUAUAUGUAAGAAAUUAUGUUAUAAGUUCUUCAUUCAAAUAAAUCUUAUACUUUAUUGA